Molecule: messenger RNA, 1204 nt
Organism: Cantharellus anzutake
Lineage: Eukaryota; Fungi; Basidiomycota; Agaricomycetes; Cantharellales; Hydnaceae
Product: retinal short-chain dehydrogenase/reductase
Exons: 10
Coding region: 50-1204 (384 amino acids)
Molecular function (GO): oxidoreductase activity, acting on the CH-OH group of donors, NAD or NADP as acceptor
Source: RefSeq, a predicted model, not a curated record
CUGGAACACCCUUGAAAAACAACGUUCUCACUUCUAUUCUUGUGGUUCUAUGCCAUCCGGCCAAUUCUCUGAUAUUCCAGAGACCCUUGGGGUGCUCGACGUCGACGUCUUCAUUAAAGUGCUCAGUCGCACUCUAUUCAGUCCUUUCUUCACCGCGUUCAUCCCAUUACUUGUCGCGUCUCAGCGCCAACAGUGGGAUGCCCCCGCGGUGAAGUGGAGUGCUGGUUGGUUCUUUCUACUAUCCAUGUUCUGGAGUUUGCGGUUCAUCUCCAAAUUAUGGCGGAAUGGAGGGAGCUUGUUGUAUCAGUCUGCACGAACUUCAUGGGAAAACCAAAUUGUACUAAUCACAGGAGGGGCCUCUGGGACUGGAGAGCUUCUUGCUAACACGCUUGCUGUGCGAAAUGUUGACGUUGUUGUCCUCGAUGUCAAUCCUAUCGUCUCAGAAAACUACAACGUCCACUACUACAAAUGUGACAUAUCCAACUGGGAAGAAGUGAAUGUAAUAUCGAAAAGAAUAAUCGAAGAGGUUGGGCAACCUACUAUUGUUGUGAACAAUGCCGGCGUUGUUCAGGGAAAGCCGCUCGUUGAACUCUCCGCUGAAGAUAUCAAUCAAACUUUUGCCGUGAACACUCUCGGCCACUUCUGGGUUCUCAAAGCCUUCUUGCCCGGUAUAGUGAAGCAGCGUUUUGGUCACAUCGUCACGGUAUCAUCUGUCACUGCAUUUGCGGGUAUAGCAAGAAUGGCGGACUACUGCGCGUCCAAAUCAGCUGUGAUCAGCCUCCAUGAAUCACUUCGCUACGAGCUUGACAAGAUAUACCGCACUCCGCAGAUCCGGACAACACUUGUCACAACGGGAUUCAUCCAUACUCCUCUUUUCUCACGUUCGUCGUAUGCAGCUACAGAAACACCUUCACCACUGCCUGCAUGGCUCUUCCAUUUCUUUGCUCCCCCACUGGAUUCGCAUGAAGUAGUGAAGGCGAUCAUAGCUGCAUUAGACGCGAAUGAGUCAACGGACAUCAAGCUCCCAUUCUAUGCUCAUUUAGUUGCACUGUCCCGUGUGUUCCCAUCUUGGGUCAGAGACGUGCUACAGUGGGUAAUUCUGCAGAUUUCAGGAGCUGACUAUAUGAUGGAAAACUUCGUGAAAGUGUCGGGAUUACGUGGGGAUGAAGAAGUAGUAAAUGAUGAAGGUAGUAAGGAAGCAUAG